Molecule: messenger RNA, 1401 nt
Organism: Solea senegalensis (Senegalese sole)
Lineage: Eukaryota; Metazoa; Chordata; Actinopteri; Pleuronectiformes; Soleidae
Gene: psmd7
Product: proteasome 26S subunit, non-ATPase 7
Exons: 8
Coding region: 68-1060 (330 amino acids)
Biological process (GO): proteasome-mediated ubiquitin-dependent protein catabolic process
Cellular component (GO): proteasome regulatory particle; proteasome complex
Molecular function (GO): protein binding; metallopeptidase activity
Source: RefSeq, a predicted model, not a curated record
CGUGACAGUAGUGUAGCCGUCAUUGUGCGUGCGGUAGGCUUGUGUGCUGUUUAUUUUCCCUGCUAAAAUGCCGGACUUAGCGGUUGAAAACGUGGUCGUUCACCCCCUGGUGUUACUCAGCGUAGUCGAUCACUUUAACAGGAUAGGAAAGGUUGGUAAUCAGAAACGAGUGGUUGGUGUCCUCCUGGGGUCAUGGCAGAAAAAAGUUCUCGACGUCUCCAACAGUUUUGCAGUGCCAUUCGAUGAGGAUGACAGAGAUGACUCUGUUUGGUUCCUGGACCAUGACUACCUGGAGAACAUGUAUGGCAUGUUCAAAAAAGUUAAUGCCAGAGAAAGAAUAGUUGGAUGGUACCACACAGGACCCAAACUACAUAAGAAUGACAUUGCCAUCAAUGAGCUCAUCAAGCAGUACUGCACUAAUUCGGUGUUGGUCAUUAUAGAUGUGAAGCCCAAAGAUCUUGGUCUACCCACAGAAGCAUACAUCUCUGUGGAGGAAAUACAUGACGAUGGCACUCCAACAUCCAAGACAUUUGAACACGUGACUAGUGAGAUUGGAGCUGAGGAAGCAGAGGAGGUGGGAGUGGAGCACCUGCUCAGGGAUAUCAAAGAUACCACAGUGGGGACUCUGUCCCAGCGCAUCACAAACCAGGUUCAUGGCCUAAAGGGACUCAACUCGAAGCUGCUGGACAUUCGUGCAUACCUAGAGAGAGUGGUAGCAGGCAAACUUCCAAUUAACCACCAGAUCAUCUACCAGCUGCAGGAUGUCUUCAAUCUGCUGCCUGAUGUUAAUUUACUGGAGUUCACAAAAGCCUUCUACCUUAAGACCAACGACCAGAUGCUGGUGGUCUACCUGGCCUCGCUCAUCCGCUCUGUGGUGGCUCUGCACAACCUGAUCAACAACAAGAUCUCCAACCGAGACGCAGAGAAGAAGGAAGGACAGGAAAAGGAGGAAGGCAAGAAAGAGAAGAAAGAUGACAAAGAGAAAAAAGAUGAUAAGGACAAAGACAAGGAGAAGGAGACGGGAGACGGUGCCAAGAAAGAUGAGAAGAAGAAAAAAUGAGAGUCUCUCCUUUAAGAUCUUCUCAAAUCAUCUUCAUCUGGAUGGUGCUCUACUUUGUGCCCACAGCCACACUUUGAUGUAUGUGGGUCUCAGGCUAAAAGUAGGGCUCUAUAUAAGGAAUGGAGUCAUUUGAGAUUUGGCAUCACAAGUGGCUCUCAGAAAGACUGUUAUUAUCAUUCAGAGGUGAAGAAGAUGAUGAUGAUGAUGAUGAUGCUUCUUUGGCGUUGACAACAUGUUCAUUGUUUUCAUAGUUGCCCGUUACCCUGCUAUUUCUUUUUUGUAAGAUGGAGAAAUAUGUUUUGUUUCUGUAUUACUUAUUAAAUUUGGAUUAUAUUCAAAAA